CGGUUAUCCGCAGCCGGCUAGAUUACGGCUCCGGGAACACCUGGGAAAGGGGCGGAGUUACGAUCAGGAUGGGCAGGCCCGCAGACGCAUGCGCGCUGUGGUGUCCGAGGAGGAGCGGAAACGACUGGAGAAGGGACGCAUGCGCAGAAGACGUGGCAGCCUGCGUAAGGAUUGAGGAGCCGCUGCUGCGGAUCGAGUUAAUUCGGGCUGCUGUCGCCGGGUGGUCAAGAUGGAAGAGGACAUUUUGACUACUCUGAAGAUACUCAUCAUCGGCGAGAGCGGCGUCGGCAAGUCCAGCCUUCUAUUACGAUUCACAGAUGAUACAUUUGAUCCAGAACUUGCAGCAACAAUUGGUGUUGACUUCAAAGUGAAAACAAUUUCAGUUGAUGGAAAUAAGGCAAAAUUGGCAAUCUGGGACACUGCUGGUCAAGAACGGUUUAGAACAUUAACACCAAGUUAUUACAGAGGAGCACAGGGUGUUAUAUUAGUUUAUGAUGUCACGAGAAGAGACACUUUUGCUAAACUAGACAACUGGCUCACUGAAUUGGAAACGUAUUGCACAAGAAAUGAUAUAGUUAAGAUGUUAGUUGGAAAUAAAAUUGAUAAGGAAAACAGAGAAGUUGACAGAAAUGAAGGACUCAAGUUUGCACGGAAACAUUCCAUGUUGUUCAUUGAGGCAAGUGCAAAAACUUGUGACGGUGUACAGUGUGCCUUUGAAGAACUUGUUGAGAAAAUCAUUCAGACUCCUGGACUGUGGGAAAGUGAGAGCCAAAACAGAGGCGUUAAGUUGUCAAACCAUGAAGAAGGCUAUCGAGGAAGUGGCUGCAGUGGCUAUUGUUCCAUGUUAUAAACUUCUGAAGACUUAUCCUUUGGUUUAUUUAAAUGAAUAGUGAUGUCCUCUGUACAUAAACUCAUACUUGCUAUUUUAGGGACCUUGCAGUUUGCACAUAUUUGUUGUAUAUCAUGGCAGAGAACAUUUUUUAAAUCAGAAAAUGUGGUCUGCAGCUUUUCUGGUUGAGAAAUGUUAUGAUAAGCAUGCCUAAUUUUCAACUUUCAGGUUCUUUUAUACAUAGCAUAAGUUAUCCUUUGCAGGAACAAAUGCACUCAAACUUAAUGACCUUAAUUAUCAUGGAACUACUUAGGAAAGCUAUCUCAAAUACAUUUUGGCUGCAUUCUGCCUGACUUCGUUCUUUAACUCAGAAGUAUACCACUACUAAAGACACAUCUAUGAAAUAGUUCAAGUGGAUAUAUAUAGAAUUUGCACAUUUAAUGGGCAAAUGCUUCUCUCCCAGUUAAAUAUAACACGCACAUCCUCUUUUUAGCUUUAAAAAGUCCUUUCCAGCUUGUAACUAAUCAGUUAUGAAUUUGUGAUUUUUUGCGGGAGGGGUGCUUCUAAAAUUACUCAAUUUUACAAUCCUCACUCCAGUGAAUAGUUGCCUAAAGGCAAUUUUAACCCUGAUAGAUUUAUAAUGGCUCUAUGUGACACUAUUGUUUUUAUGAUGCUGUGUGCUUUGGAUGUGGUGAAUAAUUUCUUUUCCUUUGGUUCUUAGGCUUUCAGGUCUCUCAUUGUAAAUCACUUUGCCAAACUUUGCUUCUUUCUAAAUGUUGUUGAUUACUUUGGUUUCAGCAAUUCACUGUUGCACAUUCAUGGCUGACAGGUCUGAAUCAGAUGACUGUUCUCUUUGUGGCUAUUGGUUCUGAAGCUUAAAUAAUGUGUACAAGCUGUGUUCUGGAUGUGUGUAAAGAAUGUGCUCUCUUGUUUUUGGGGUUUGCUCUUGCAAACAGCCAGCAGUUGGCUUUGUUUUCAGAGAACUUGUAUAGACUAAUAAAUUUUUUUUCACAGUA
This is a messenger RNA of Heteronotia binoei (common prickly gecko), 1845 nucleotides long. RefSeq names its product RAB18, member RAS oncogene family (gene RAB18). Lineage: Eukaryota; Metazoa; Chordata; Lepidosauria; Squamata; Gekkonidae. The transcript has 7 exons. The record is from RefSeq and is a predicted model, not a curated record. The coding region runs from base 230 to 850 and encodes 206 amino acids. Gene Ontology annotation, molecular function: GTP binding; GTPase activity.